Molecule: messenger RNA, 2289 nt
Organism: Symbiodinium sp. CCMP2592
Lineage: Eukaryota; Dinophyceae; Suessiales; Symbiodiniaceae
Source: the annotation of a GenBank genome assembly
AUGCGUCGCAAAGAAACACGUCUUGUGCACAAUGUUCCAAAGUUCCGUGAUCUCCAGCGAACUUGCUCCGGAAAGCAUGUCCAUUUGGGCUGGGGCAAGGUCGGGCCCCAAUGGGCCACAGCAACUGAGACCGCUUAUCCGUGGGGCCUUUGCAAGCUUAUGGCCAGUUUGCUUGAGGAGCACUUCCUGACUCUCGGGUGUGCUGCGCCCCCGUCUGACAUUACUGGUACAACCAAUGCAGUGCAAGCUUCGCGAGCCUUCGCAGGUAUCCAAUCUCGCAAGCGGGUGCCCCCGCUGCUCAGCGAAUUUGCUUCCGUACAUUCUGUUGUUUUGCCUUCCAGACUCGCAAAUUCCUUUCUUCGUCCCGGCCACAAGCUUGCCUCGGAUUGGUGCCCCGGCACCCAAGUUGCUUGCACUCCAGCGCUGCAAAAAUUUCCUGCCGGCAGCCGCGUUCUUCGUGCCCAUGUGUUGCCCAAGGGGUGUGAUGAGGACGCUAAGUGGGAGGGAGACUCGGGAGCAAAGUCAUUCCAAGCCGGCAGCUUUGUGCAUGGACCCCUGAAUGGGGUCCGCUCUGUGACCGAGCAAUAUCCCGAGUCGGUCAAAGCCAUGUGCUCGUAUGUAAGAGGCCUUUUUCCCGGAUUGGUCUUUGGCACCGUGGGUUUGUUCAGGGACCUAGCCGCCUUGCCCCAUAAGGAUGCAAACAACGAGUCCUUUACGGACAAUGCACUGGCAGCCCUUUCGGACUUCGAGAGGGGAUCCUUGUGGAUGGAAGACCCAGAAGGAAAUGUUGAGCAAGAGUUCCGUGGCGAGGCCAACGUGGCGUUGGAAAGGACCGAAACUCUUCGCAGGUGGAUUGCACUUGCGUCUGAGCUUGAACCAGUUGAGAAGGCUUUGAAAGCCGAUUUGCCUGAGUUCCGGAAAGAUGUUCUUUCGACCAAACGCUUGGCCUUGUUCCGAACCCUCUUGAACGAGGUUCAGCAUGAGGACGUCACGCUUGUGGAUGAUAUCCUUAAAGGGUUUGAUUUGACUGGUAAGCUGCCCUUAUCCAAUGUCUUCACCCGGAGGUUCAAACCAGCGGAACAGUCCGAAGCUCAAUUGAGGUCUGGCGCCAAGCGGUUGCGGGACGGCUUAGUGGCUACUGUCAAGGCCUCCGACGAUCCCGUGAUUGACCAAGGGGUCUUGAAGGCCACUCACAAAGAACUUGAGCGAGGGUUCGUGGAGGGACCCAUUGCUUUGAGUGACGUCCCCUCCAAUGCGUCGCUCACGCACAGGUUUGGUGUGCGCCAAGGGGAAUCCGAGGAUGGGCCUAAGAUUAGGCCUAUCGACAAUUACUUGUCGUCGCAAGUGAACUCGGCCGUUUCGCAAAAUGAGCAGAUAAGUGUCCACACGAUCGACAUCGUCGCUGGCCUGUUGGGGUGUUGGUUAAAUGAGUGGUUCCUUAGUGGUCGCUCCGAGCAUGCGGCCCCUGUGUGCAAAGCAUGGGAUCUGCGUACUGCUUACAAACAACUCCCGCUAUCCGACUCUUCGUACGAGCUUGAUAGCUACUUCAUCUUGUUCAACGUCGAAAAGGGCGAAAGUGAGGUCUACAAGCAGCGAGUUCUUCCUUUCGGAUCAACCGCAAGCGUCACCAGCUUCAUCAGGGCAGCAUACGCGAUUUGGAAGCUUGGGGCAGUAGCCCUCACGCUCGCUUGGAGUGAGUAUUUCGAUGAUUACUUGAACGUUUGUGGGGCAGCCUUUGCCAAGCAUUGUGAUUUCGUGAUCACGAUGCCAGUGCGUGCUAGACGGGAUGAAUAUGUGCACAUCUACGUGGAUGCAUCCUUCGAGCCCGGUGGCUACUGCGGGUUAGGAGGGCUGAUUUUCAACUCAUCUGGUGCCGCCCUGAGUUGGUUUGGAUACAAGCUGCAACAGUGCCAUGUGAACAAGCUGCUCAAGGAUGGAGAGCGUGAAAAGGAAACUGUAAUCUUCGAACUUGAGGCGCUUGCUCUGGCCAUUUCCUUGGAAGUUUUCAGGCCGCUCGUAGGGCGCAAAGGCGUGGUGGCUUUCACUGACAACGAAGGUGUGUUUGGAAGCUUUGUUCGAGGACACAGUGACAAUUCGGUCUGCGCAUCGUUGAUCGAUUUCUUCGCUCGCAGCGAGGAGGAUCUUGAAGUGAUCUGCUGGCUGGAUCGUGUCCCAUCGCUGUCGAACCCAGCGGACAAUCCGUCCAGAGGACAACAGAUCUCAGGUGUGCCCAGGACCGAAAUAUCAGCUGCUUUGCUCGCUCGUGCUCUCCCUUUGGUCUUCAAGUGA